AUGGCUUCAUUCCUCGUCAAAGACGUUCGAAUUUUCGACGGCGAUGCGGUCAUUGAUCGCGGAUCGGUGCUCGUUAAAGAUGGAAAAAUCGCCAAAGUGUCCACAACCCCCAUCGACUUUGACGGAAAGAUCGUAUCGAAACCAGGACACACUCUACUUCCUGGGUUGAUCGAUGCCCAUGUCCACAUCGAUUUCGGGAGCGAAUCCGGACUCGCUCAAGGCCUGCGAUUUGGCGUCACAACACAAUGCGAUAUGGGUAACGCACCGUUCCAGAUCCAUCAGUUGCGGGCGUUGGUCAGUAAAGGUGAUUGCUCGGAUCUGAAAGCAGCUAUGAAGUCGGCUACGCCUGAGGGAGGUUGGCCUGCACCCUUACUCGAGAAAGCCGGCGUUGUGCUUCCACCGGAUGAGAAUACCCUGCAAACCGUGGAAGAAGGACACAACUUUGUACGAGAUCAGGUCAAAGAUGGUGCAGACUACAUCAAGAUUCUCCACGAAUCCGGCGCCCCUUUUGCUAUGGAUUUGCCGAGAAUGCCCACCAGCGUGGUCAAUGCAAUCACAGACGAAGCACAUACCGCAGGUCUCACUACCCUGGCUCAUGCAUUCACGAUCCGCGACACCUUAGAAGUUCUUUCGUUGGGAGUCGACGGUACUGCCCACGUGGCGUUCGACAAACCACCAACAAAUGAGCUCAUCGAAGCUUUUCGCAAGAAUGACAGUUUCUGCAUACCUACUUUAACGGUCAUCGGAAGCUGCACCGCGGAAAGCCGCAGUAUGCAGGAGGGCUACGCCCAUGAUGCGCGGGUCAAGAGAUUACUUGUGGAAGGAGGGCAAGAGAAGCUGUGCCAGUGUUCUGCAAUGACGAGUGCGAACGAUGGUAGCCUAAGAAAUGGUGUCGAGACUGUGAGGAGACUGAAGGAUGCAGGAAUUGACAUAAUCUGCGGUACCGAUUCCACUGGACUCGCCCCUGGAACCGCCUAUGGACUUUCUCUACACCAAGAACUCGAGCUAUACGUGAAAGAAUGCGGAUUCUCGCCCAUCGAAGCAUUACGUUCUGCAACCAGCUUGCCCGCAAAACGACUGAAGUUUCCAGAUCGAGGUUGGAUUCGAGAAGGAAUGCGUGCAGAUCUUGUGUUGGUGGAGGGAAAUCCCAUUGAGGACAUCCACCAUACACUAGAAUUGAGGGGUGCAUGGGUUGCUGGUGAGCUGUGCGCGUACUAUGAAGAUCGGCUAUGA
Messenger RNA from Zasmidium cellare ATCC 36951, 1233 nucleotides. RefSeq lists its product as uncharacterized. Gene Ontology annotation, molecular function: hydrolase activity, acting on carbon-nitrogen (but not peptide) bonds. The transcript has 3 exons. Bases 1 to 1233 code for a protein of 410 amino acids. The record is from RefSeq and is a predicted model, not a curated record. NCBI's taxonomy places the organism in Eukaryota, Fungi, Ascomycota, Dothideomycetes, Mycosphaerellales, Mycosphaerellaceae.